Messenger RNA from Ostertagia ostertagi, 345 nucleotides. NCBI's taxonomy places the organism in Eukaryota, Metazoa, Nematoda, Chromadorea, Rhabditida, Trichostrongylidae. The record is from the annotation of a GenBank genome assembly.
GUUCUUUUUUUAGCGUUCAGGAAAUUGGAGUAUGAUGUGAGUGUAUUUUCAGAGUUUAUACAAGGUAUAUCACAGUUCAGCGUUAAAGGAGACAAGAAUGUUAAACUUAAAUUCGCUUUCCGCAUUUACGAUAUCGAUAGAGAUGGUUUCAUAUCAAAUGGAGAAUUGUUCCAGGUACUGAAAAUGAUGGUCGGUAAUAAUUUAAAAGAUUCGCAACUGCAACAAAUUGUCGACAAAACGAUAUUAUUCCAUGAUAAGGAUGGCGACGGAAGAAUAUCAUUUCAGGAGUUUUGCGACGUGGUUGGAACUUUGGACGUCCACGAGAAGAUGGUGGUGAAACCGUGA